UUUUGGCAGCCCCCCUCUCUCUAAUAAUCUAUCUAAUCCACGUUUUCCUUCGUUUAUGACGGUACUUUUUAAAUUAUUUCCUCCUUCGUGUGAUGCAGAAUUCUCAACUUUCUCCAAAAUUCUUCCUCCCGUAUCUAAAGCUUCUUUAGCUACGGCUGUUCCGGCUCGACGAGCAUAUGGUAAAAGGAAACGCCAAAAAUGUCGCAGUACAUCACCAACUCCUCCACCCGUUUGGCGUCCGUAUCCUCUUUGA
Molecule: messenger RNA, 253 nt
Organism: Meloidogyne enterolobii
Lineage: Eukaryota; Metazoa; Nematoda; Chromadorea; Rhabditida; Meloidogynidae
Source: the annotation of a GenBank genome assembly